AAACAUUGCAUUCUCUCCUAUCCUUUACACUUUCCAAAACCCUCCAGUUUGGAAAUAUGAAUCUCCCCUCAAGGUGUUUGCUUUUACUGAGUAUGUUGCUGGCGAUCGAUUUGGACGAGGUACAAACGAGUUACUAUGUGGAGCCGGCGGACACAGAGGAUGCAAUCGAUUACAAGGAUCCCUGCAAAGCUGCUGCAUUUCUGGGAGAUAUCGCCUUGGAUGAGGAUGACCUGCGCAUGUUCAAGAAGGCCGGCAUCCUGAAAACAAGCCAGCAAACCGUCCAGAGCGUCAAACUCAGGCCUGCAGACGCUUCAGCCAAUGAGACUACUCUGAAUGGCACGACACCAGGCCCAUACAUUGCUGAGCUGGACCUAAACAUUACUGCGUCUGAAAAUCGACGCUCCCGUCGUAGGAAAAGGGCGGCCACCUCCCGGCCCGAGAGGAUCUGGCCAGAUGGGAUCAUCCCGUUCGUGAUGAGUGGGAAUUUCACUGGCAGCCAGCGGGCGAUAUUCCGGCAGGCCAUGCGUCACUGGGAGAAGCACACCUGCGUGACAUUUAUUGAGAGAACGACCGAGGAGAGCUACAUCAUGUUCACCUACCGACCGUGUGGAUGUUGUUCCUAUGUAGGCAGAAGAGGUGGGGGUCCCCAGGCCAUUUCCAUUGGAAAGAACUGUGACAAGUUUGGCAUUGUGGUGCACGAGUUGGGCCACGUGAUUGGGUUCUGGCAUGAGCACACUAGGCCUGAUAGGGACGACCACGUCAGCAUCGUCAGAGAGAACGUCCAGCCAGGACAGGAGUACAAUUUCCUUAAGAUGGAACCUGGGGAGGUUGAUUCGCUGGGGGAAACAUAUGACUUUAACAGCAUAAUGCACUACGCUAGGAACACAUUCUCCAGGGGCAUCUUCCUGGACACUAUCCUCCCACGCUACGAUGUGAAUGGGGUGCGGCCGCCUAUCGGACAGAGGACACAGCUAAGCGAGGGGGACAUCGCCCAGGCCCGCAAACUCUACAAGUGUCCAAAGUGCACCAAAAGCCUGCAGGCCAGCAUUGGAGAGUUCUCCUCACCUGGGUUCCCCAACGGAUACUCUCCCUACGUGCACUGUGUCUGGAGGAUAUCGGUCACACCUGGGGAAAAGAUCAUCCUGAACUUCACCUCCUUGGACCUUUACCAAAGUCACCUGUGCUGGUACGACCAUGUGGAGAUCAGAGAUGGUUACUGGAGCAAAGCACCACUGAAAGGUCGUUUCUGUGGUGACAUGGUGCCAGAGCCAAUCAUCUCCACCAGCAGCCGGCUCUGGGUUGAGUUCCGGAGCAGCAGCAACUGGGUGGGCAAAGGUUUCUCGGCUGUGUAUGAAGCUAUAUGUGGAGGGGAAGUGCAGCGGGACAUAGGGCAGAUCCAGUCCCCCAACUACCCAGAUGACUAUCGGCCCAACAAGGUGUGCGUGUGGACGAUCACAGUGGCACAGGGCUUCCAUGUGGGCCUCGCAUUCCAGGCUUUUGAGAUUGAGAGGCAUGACAGCUGCUCCUAUGACUAUCUGGAGGUGCGUGAUGGAAACUCAGAAACCAGCCACCUCCUUGGCAGAUUCUGUGGCUACAACAAGCCAGAUGACAUCAAGACCAGCUCCAACCAGCUGUGGAUGAAGUUUGUGUCUGAUGGGUCUGUUAACAAGGCUGGCUUUGCUGUCAACUUCUUUAAAGAGGUGGACGAGUGCUCCGAGCCAGACAAUGGCCGCUGUGAGCAGCGCUGUGUGAACACUCUGGGCAGCUACCAGUGUGCCUGUGAACCUGGGUUCGAGCUGGCAUCCGACAAACGCAGCUGUGAGGCAGCUGCCUGCGGUGGCUUCAUCACAAAACUGAACGGCUCCAUCACCAGCCCUGGCUGGCCAGGCGAAUACCCUCCCAACAAGAACUGCAUCUGGCAUCUGGUGGCCCCCACCCAGUACCAAAUCACCCUCCAGUUUGACACUUUUGAGACUGAGGGCAAUGACGUGUGUAAAUACGACUACCUGGAGGUAUGGAGUGGCCUUUCCACUGAUUUCAGGCUCCAUGGAAAGUUCUGCGGGCCAGUGAAACCAGAGCCAAUCACGUCGCAGUACAACAACAUGCGAAUCGAGUUCAAGUCUGACAACACAGUCUCGAAGAAGGGGUUCAAGGCCCAGUUCUUUGCUGACAAGGAUGAGUGUUCUGUGGAGAACGGUGGCUGUCAGCAGGAGUGUGUCAACACCCUCGGCAGCUACAGCUGUCAGUGCCAGAGUGGCUUUGUGCUGCAUGAGAACAAGCGCGACUGCAAAGAAGCGGGCUGUGAACACAUAGUGAACAGUGUGAGUGGAACCAUUACCAGUCCCAACUGGCCUGAUGCAUACCCCAGCAAGAAGGCCUGUUCCUGGGCCCUCUCCACCACCCCUGGGCACCGCAUCAAACUGGUAUUCAACCAGAUUGACAUGGAGGCCCACUUGGAGUGUGCGUACGACCACACGGAGGUCAACGACGGGCGUGACGACAAGGCUCCGAGCAUGGGCCGCUUCUGCGGCACCAAGAAGCCCCUGCCCCUCGUUUCCAGCAGCAACAACAUGUUCCUGCGCUUCUUCUCUGACAACUCGGUGCAGAAGAAGGGAUUUGAGGCCUCAUUCUCUGCUGAAUGUGGUGGAAGCCUGAAAGCAGAGGUGAAGACGAAGGACUUGUACUCCCAUGCUCAGUUUGGGGAUAAUAACUACCCCGGAGCCUCGGAAUGCCAUUGGGUGAUCACGGCAGAGAAAGGUUUUGGAGUGGAACUCAUCUUCCACACGUUUGAGAUUGAGGAAGAGGCUGACUGCGGCUAUGACUACAUGGAGCUCUUUGACGGGACGGAUACCAAAGCCCCCAGACUUGGGCGGUACUGCGGUUCAGGGCCCCCAGAAGAAAUCUACUCAGCCGGUGACUCCAUCCUCAUCAAGUUCCGCUCAGACGACAGCAUCAACAAGAAGGGUUUCCACCUGCGAUACACCAGCACCAAGUUCCAGGACAUUCUGCACACCAGCAAGUGACCUGGGGGGGGGUGGGGGCUGGUCGGGGGCCAAAAGUGAGACACCCGCCCAACUUCAGCACCACUCCUAGACUCCUUUAGGAUGAGGGGAGGCCCCCCUCACCCCCAUGACAGUGAGGAGAAAAGCCAUUCUGCAAUAGAUCC
Conger conger (European conger) is the source of this 3166-nucleotide messenger RNA. Its product is annotated as bone morphogenetic protein 1-like. Gene Ontology annotation, molecular function: metalloendopeptidase activity; zinc ion binding; calcium ion binding. NCBI's taxonomy places the organism in Eukaryota, Metazoa, Chordata, Actinopteri, Anguilliformes, Congridae. Bases 57 to 3023 code for a protein of 988 amino acids. The transcript has 20 exons. Gene Ontology annotation, biological process: proteolysis. The record is from RefSeq and is a predicted model, not a curated record.